UGCGCCCCUCACCAAACCAUCGGCAGCACAGAUCUCUCCCGCCACCCAUCAUGUCAGCAUCGCCGUCAGUGGCUGAGCGCGAGUGGGGAGCGGCCUUGAAGGACACGUCAUACGGCAAGCAGGAGUUCGUGCAGACGCUCAAGCUGCCCCGCCGCAUCCCCGACCGGCCUUAUCGGCAGCUGAGUUGGAUGAAGAAGCACUAUACCCAGACGGGCAACGAGAAGGCAUGGGUCAACGACCAUGUCGACCAGAUCACUGCAGAGCCGGAGGAGCUGACCGCCAAGAUGGAGGCAUUCGCGGACUUCUUCAGCUUCACGCCUACGCAGGUGUUCAAGCUCAUCAAGAGGUGGCCGCUGAUCAUCAACAGGGACUAUCAGUCGAUGGCGCAGCAAAUGCAGUCGUUGGGCUUCAGCAAGGACGACGUGAGCAAGCUGGUGUCGGCCGAGCCUUUCAUUCUCAAGGCGCCCGUCGAGAAGAACGUGCAGCGGCUGGAGGAGCUCUUCUCCUUUGACAGGAAGGAGGUGCUCGAGCUCUACCGGAGGUGCCCCUCUCUGCUGAAGAUCGGCCGGCCAGACGUCAAGGCCAAGAACCUCUGGCUAUUCGGAUUCGAAUACGACCAAAUCAAAGAGAUGGUCAAGAGGUACGUAAAUAUUGCCAUCGUGUACAUGCUCACGAGUCCUAUGGCGUGUGGCUGCGUGUGUGGCGUCGUGUGAUGUGUUGCCGGCCAUCCCUUUAUUCUAGGUGGCCCCGUCUGUUGACACAAUCAGUGGACAGGUGCUACCGGCCCAAGAUGCACCUGUACGAGAAGCAGAUCAAGGGCGACCUGUCGGACAUCAUCGCCUUCCCCCAGUACUUCUCCUACGGCCUGCGCUCCAUCCUCAUGCCGCGCAUCGACGCACUGACGCGCGUCGGCGUCGCCCUCCCGCCGGUGAAGCAGCUGUGCCUGCUGAGCGAUGACGUCUGGUGCGAGGCCUUCAGCGUGCCCAAGGAGUACCUGCUCGAGGCCAGACUGGAGAAUAUGUACAAGCCAGCACCGGCAGAGAACAUCUAGUCUAGAUGGACACGACGGACGAAC
Vitrella brassicaformis is the source of this 1075-nucleotide messenger RNA. Lineage: Eukaryota; Vitrellaceae. The record is from the annotation of a GenBank genome assembly.